This is a messenger RNA of Nyctereutes procyonoides (raccoon dog), 1632 nucleotides long. It is a transcript of the gene TMEM273, whose product is annotated as transmembrane protein 273. The coding region runs from base 21 to 341 and encodes 106 amino acids. The transcript is spliced from 6 exons. The record is from RefSeq and is a predicted model, not a curated record. Lineage: Eukaryota; Metazoa; Chordata; Mammalia; Carnivora; Canidae.
GGAGACGAGCCAGGAACAGCAUGGGCUCGGGGGCCAGCAUGCUGAGAGCCUUCCUCCUUCUCCUGGAUAUUGGAGGAGCUCAAGUAUUAGCAUCGGGCAAGUCUGCUGGGGCAGAAAUUGACAUCAAGUACGCCGUCAUCGGGGCGGCUCUAGGUGGAGCCAUAGUGGCCGUCUUCCUGGCCCUGAAGGUCUGCAUGAUCAAGAAGCAUCUGUUUGAUAUCGACUCCUCCAACUUGAGAAGCACAACCCCGGGCUUCAGUGACACUGUCACCCUGAAGAGGAGAGUCCCAAGGUCAAAGCUCCAUUUCUCCGAAAGAGGUGCAGAAGUGAUUGAGCUCUAAAUAAGUGACCUCUUCAGGAGAGGCUGGGCAGUCUGGGACAAUUUCCCACAGUUUCAGUCUCAGGGAUGUCAUGAAUUUGAACUUCCAAAGAUGGACCUUCAUGUGGAGCUCAAUGCUCAGAGCAAGUAAUAUAUGGAAUGAAGUCUACAGUGUUUCUGUCCUAAAGGAAAAUAUCAAUUCUCUUCCACAAGAAGCUGACUACAUAGAUGGAGGCACAAGCACUUUAUCCUGCAGUAAGAAAGGAUGGAAGCCAAUAAAUCCACAGUCUAUCCUGGUCCUCCAUAGUGGAGCUGUUUAUGAUUCUAUGGUAGCAUUGUAUCCAUAUCAAUGGAACCUACCCAUAGCAAAUGGCUCAUGGAAUGGAGAUGAAAGUCAAGACACAACCUCCUUAACACUAUUGUCUAUCAACAGGUAAGCAUCAUUUUCUAGAACUGAUGGCCUCACCUCCUCUGUUGCCAUAAGAAUUCCCCUGAGAAUAUUCAGGAUUCUUGAGACAUGAAGACUAUGGGAUAGUUUCCAGGCUUAUGAAUGAAAGACUAACUUCCCACAGGAAGAAAUGGAGGGCUGGGCCGGAGAGGAAGGGGUCUCAGUGGCCACAGAAUGGCUUGCAGCUCUGCAAAUGAUGGAACCAAUGAAGGAUUAAUUGAAAAAGCCAAUGAUGUGCCAAUGGUAGGGAUCUACACAAAUGUAAGGGAUUACUGUUAUAUUUUUACCAUAGUUUUAUGGUUAUUGGUACAAAUGUGAAUGGCUUUUGUGUGGAGGACAUGACUGGAAGAGGCUUAGGAAACCCCUAUCUUUUUAUUAUUGUCAUCAACCUAAGGCUGUGUGGCACACACCCUGUUAACAUUUCUCUCCCCUAUACUAUUAACCCUGUAUUUCUGGGGCUGCAUUAUGGAAUACUCUUUGCCUUUCCAAUUAAACAGAAAUCCAGGUGAUUGUGUGGGCUGGUUCUUUUUGGAUUGGGUUAUUCUCCUUGUGUGUGAUGAAAGAUGAGCAAUAUUUCAAAACAAAGUGCUGUGUUAUAAUAAUUUGCCUGGAUUCCCAGGGUGUCUUUUAUCUGACUUGAUAACAACGUAGUUCAUUAGAAGCCUUUGUUAGCUGAUAACCUAAAGCGGUAACAUGAUACUCAUAAGCAAUUUUCUGUGUAUAAGAUAGAAUAAACCAUCUUGUAAGGUAUCUGUUAAUUGAUUUGCUUCUUUUAGCAGCAUUUUAAUUAAGACUUCUGGUUUCUGAAUGGCAAAGGCACAUACAAACUGAAGGUGAAUGCCUCAGGAUUCUCAGUAAUCAUUUU